Messenger RNA from Meloidogyne enterolobii, 681 nucleotides. NCBI's taxonomy places the organism in Eukaryota, Metazoa, Nematoda, Chromadorea, Rhabditida, Meloidogynidae. The record is from the annotation of a GenBank genome assembly.
AUGAGUAAUGUUCAAUGCGCCCAAUGUAACAAUAAACCAGCUUGUAAUGCAGAUACAUUUUUUGCAAGUCAUUUGUUUUGUUGGGAAAAAGAAUUAAACAAAUGGACAGCAACGAAAGGAAAAAGAGUUUGUAAGAAAGGAUUAUGCUUUGUUGGGAUUAAUAAAGGAGAAAAGGGUAUAGUACAAGGUUGUGGCAAAUGUUCUGGACAAAAUAAUCUGGAUAAAUGUUUUAAUUGCUCAAUUCCUCUCUGUAAUGAUGAAACAAAACUUUCUCAAAUUAAGUGUUACCAACUUGCUACUAAUCAACGGCCAAAUGAGAGAAAAGCUAAGACAUGCCAUCCCUCUUAUGACAGUUGUUACAUUGCUAGGGACAUCUUCUGGAGGACUGAGCAAAACUGUGGAGAAUGCCCUGUCAAAUUCAAAGAUUGUAUAACGUGUAACCACACUGAUUUGUGUAAUGAGGACUCUUUACUUCCCCUAUCAGAAACAACGGCUGAAACGAAAACAAUUAGUCUGGUACCUUCCACAAUCACCUCAGCAUCGACUACAAAGGAACCUACUAAUUUUAUUAAAGGCACAACAAAUCGUUUUUCUUCAAAAUCAGCUGCACAAAUAAAUAAGAACGAAAAUAAUAUGUUAGCUUUGACUCUACUAACUUUGAUUAUUUACUAUAUUUUUUGA